AUGACUGCUCUGAGUGGCCACGAAGAACCGACAGUGAGACAAAGGUUUAAAAAGUCUGUUAAAAAUGUUUGUAGUGUAAAAACUGUGAAAAAAGUGGUACCGAUCAUAGGAUGGCUGCCGCAAUACAAUUGCACGACUCUUUUUCAAGAUAUAAUUGCUGGAAUUACCGUCGGUCUAACUGCUAUACCUCAAGGGAUCGCAUAUGCAGUGAUUGCGGGUCUAUCUCCUGAAUAUGGCCUCUACUCUGGAUUGAUGGGAGGUUUUGUUUAUUUAUUCUUUGGAAGCUGCAAAACUGUCACAGUUGGGCCAACAGCAAUAAUGGCAGCGAUGGUCGCGAGGUACGUGUCCGGGUAUUCUGCCGACUUUGCUGUACUCGCCUGUUUUUUGGCUGGAAUAGUAGAGCUGUGUAUGGGCAUACUCAAUCUUGGAUUUUUAGUGGAUUUCAUAUCUAUUCCAGUGAUUAGUGGAUUUACAACGGCAGCUGCUCUUCAGAUAGCAUCUGCGCAGCUGAAAUCUUUAUUCGGACUCGAAGGCCCUUCUGGAAACCUUUUCGCAGAAUCAGUAUAUAAUUUUAUAAUAAAUAUUAAAACAAUGACACUUUGGAAUACAUUGCUCGGAUUUUUUACUAUUUUUGCCUUGAUGGCUUUAAAAAGACUCGGUGAAGGAUGUUCACGCAAUGAUGGCAAUGUAAAAAAACUUAGGUGGUUCAUAUCCCUAGGAAGAAAUGCAAUCGUCGUUAUAAUUGGUAUUUUGAUAGCUUAUAUUACGAAAAUGGUGACAAAUGAAGAACCUUUUAAAUUGAUAGGUGAUAUUGGAAGCGGUUUACCCACACCUCAUUGGCCUCCGUUCAGCACAGUUGUUGGAAAUGAAACGUACUACUUUGCUGAUAUGAUGACAGUCUUUGGAUUUCGGUCCAUUGUCAUACCUUUUGUGGCCAUUCUGGAAUCUAUAGCGAUUGCCAAAGCAUUUUCUUUUGGUGUGCCCGUAGAUGCUACUCAGGAAAUGAUUGCCGUCGGUUUGUGCAAUAUCAUCGGAUCAUUCAUGAGAAGUAUGCCUAUCACGGGAUCUUUUACGAGAACAGCUUUAAAUCAUGCAUCUGGAGUUCAAACACCCGCUGGUGGUGUAUUCAAAGGACUAGUUAUUAUUUUAGCAUUAAGCUUACUAACAUCAACAUUUUACUUUAUUCCCAAGGCUUCAUUAGCAGGGCUUAUCAUAACAGCUAUGUUUUCUAUGAUCGACUUUUCAAUAUUAGGUCGACUAUGGAUAAAUAGUAAAAAGGAGCUUCUUAUAUUACUAUCGACCAUCAUUGUAUGUUUGACGAUGGGGUUAGAAUAUGGUAUAGUAACAGGAAUAUUACUUGACGCUCUUGUGCUUUUGUUUAACAAUGCACGACCUUCUAUUAAUGUUAACAUCUUAAAAGUCGGAAAGCUAGACUUAAUAGUUUUACCACUCCACCAUCACGUUUCUUACUGCGCAUCUGAACAUAUACGAAAAGCUGUUUUGCGUGCAUCACAAAACACUUUGAUUGACUCAGUAAUAAUUAUUGAUGCUACAAAUCUGAUGAGCAUGGAUUCAACGGUAGCAUCGAAUCUUAUGUCAGCUGUUAGUGAUUUGGAGAAGAAGUCGUUCCAAGUGCUAAUGUUCAAUUUCAAUGCAAGCCUGAAGAAAAUAUGUUUAGAUAUUAAUCCAAAAUAUGCUGAUAAAUUUGUGUCUGCAGCACACGUUACAGAAGUAAUGGAUGCUUACGGGACAUCGGUGUGAUUUUUUAUAUUUUUUAAGUUUCUUCACUGAUUGAGCUAAUUCCUCCUAAACCACGCAACAGGUUUUGAUACGGUUAUGAUCUGUAAGGUUCUAUUUUUGGAGCGUUGUUUUAUAUAACAAAACAUAAUUAAGUGUUUAUGUAAGUAGAAAAAAAAUUAUUUUGCAACCAAUCCCGAAAAUUUUACAACAUUACUUUCCAUACGAAAGCUUAAGACAUACAAGAAUAAAAUUCUUAAUAGAGAAUUGCAGGUGUUCUAAAAGAAAAUCUAAAUUAUCUAAUUAAUUAAUAAAAAUUAAGCUGCAGUCGGUAUGAGUUGCAAGAUCAAGAACAAUAAAAGAAAUAUUUUAGGUUUAUGUUAGGUCAGUUUCAUCAUAGUUAAGUCAGUGGUUACAGAACGCAUAGGGAACAAUCAUACAAAUAUUUAGUUUUAUUUAUAAGGAAAGAUUAAAUCCGCGCAAAGCCGAGAUGGAUCGCUCAUAUAUAUUUAUAAUGAAUGGAUUCUAUCAAACAUCCUAUAGCAGAGGGUAGGGCACAAAACAUUUUGUACCACAUAUUACUAGUUAAAUAAAUGAUUAUUAUUAUUAUUAUUUAAUGUAAGCACUCAGUGUAAAAAUUAUUACUAAUUCACUAUUUAUUUCAACAAUUUAAGUAAAAUGUAUGGAUGCCUCGAAUGUGUUUAUUUUGUAAUAAAAGAUUUUUAUAUUUGUG
Molecule: messenger RNA, 2470 nt
Organism: Leptidea sinapis
Lineage: Eukaryota; Metazoa; Arthropoda; Insecta; Lepidoptera; Pieridae
Product: sodium-independent sulfate anion transporter-like
Exons: 1
Coding region: 1-1761 (586 amino acids)
Biological process (GO): transmembrane transport
Cellular component (GO): membrane
Molecular function (GO): sulfate transmembrane transporter activity
Source: RefSeq, a predicted model, not a curated record